AAUGAAACAAUCCGAGGUUGAGUGAGCUCAGAUCGAUCCAAAACUAAUGCAACCUAUCCUUGAACCAAAACAAACCCAAACCGUCCGGAUCCGCAAGCCGUACCCGAUCGAGCCGAUCUCGGAUCCAUCAUGAAAUUGAUAUGUUUGAGCGGUUGUCCCAACAAACCGUGUUACAUCUUGAAAUUCAAAGGCCUGACCUUGAUGUUGGAUUGCGGACUGGACAUGGGAUCAGCCUUGAAUUUUAUGCCCGUGCCUCUGGUGCAUAGCCAAAAGCUCCAACAGCUCGGAAAUUAUCAUCCCAAAGAUGGACAAGAUCCCGCCAUAGAAAUGGAGCUCAAAGAAGCCAAUGUCCUUAACCACGUGUUUGUGGAUUCUGUGCCGGAAUUUGCCGCCCCAGAUUUGACCAUGGUCGACAUGGCCGAAGUGGAUUGCAUCCUGAUUUCCAACUACUCCAACAUGUUGGCCUUGCCUUACAUCACGGAGGAAACUGGCUUCAAAGGCAUGAUCUUCCUCACCGAACCCACAUUGCAUUUUGGUCGUCUAUUCAUGGAAGAGACCAUUGAAUACAUCGCACGAUCUACCAAAGGUCAAAGUGCGCGUCGAUGGAAAGACCUCCACCAGACUUUGCCUCAUCCUCUGUGCGAAUCUGUCAAUCCUCAAGCUUGGCGGACAAUUUACAAUCGAGAAAUGAUGGAAUCCUGUCUGUCCAAGGUCCAAUUGGUGGGUUACAGCGAGAAAAUGGACGUGUUCGGGUUGUUGGAAGUGAGUCCAGUCAGCUCCGGAUAUCGUCUGGGAUCGUCCAAUUGGAUCAUCUCUUCCGAGUUUGAGCGCAUCGCUUAUGUGAGUGGCACUUCCACAUUGACCACCCAUCCGUGUCCCAUGGAACAAGCACCCUUGAGGAACAUGAAUUGCGUGAUCUUGACCGCUCUCACACAGACGCCGCAAACCAAUCCGGAUCCGAUGAUUGGCGAGUUCUGCAAAACCGUGAUUGAAACCACAAGACAGGGUGGUAACGUGCUCGUACCCUGUUACCCGUCGGGAAUUGUAUACGAUCUGUUCGAGUGCUUGGCCGGUCAAAUGGACAUUAAUAGCUUGUCCACAAUUCCCAUGUUCUUCGUGUCACCCGUGGCCGAUUCGUCCUUGGCCUAUUCCAACAUCAUGGCCGAAUGGUUGUCGGCCACAAAGCAAAACCGUGUUUAUCUACCGGAUGAACCUUUCCCCCAUGGAAAUUUGGCCAAAUCAGGUCGACUCAAGAGCUUCCGAUCGCUUCAUGACGAAAACUUCAGCACGGAAUACAGACAACCUUGUAUAAUGUUUUGUGGACAUCCGAGCCUUCGAUUUGGCGAUGCGAUUCAUUUCAUCGAGUUAUGGGGAUCAAAUCCGAAUAAUACGAUCGUCUUUACCGAGCCCAGUUUUAACCACGCGUUGGCCUUGGCACCGUUUCAGCCUUUGCUCAUGAAGGCUGUCCAUUGUCCAAUCGACACAAGCCUGAACUUUGGCCAAUCCAAGAAGCUCAUUCGCGACCUGAAGCCAGGAUGCCUUGUGGUUCCUGAAAUAUACACCCAUCCUCCCGCAGCCACGCCCAAUCGAUCUGAUCUCAAGAUGGAAACGGAUAUUCCCAAGUACACGCUUUCGAGGUAUGAAACCAUCACCCUGCCCAUCAAAACCAAAUUUGAGUCCAUCAAUAUUGAUCCCAAAUUGGCAUCUGCACUUAGACCCGUGGAGAUCCGACCUGGCUUGGCGAUAGCAACAAUCACGGGCAACCUCAUCGCCAAAAACAACAAAUUUGAGUUGCUUGCCAUUGAGGACAAACCGAUUGAAAUCCCACAAAAGAGAAAGCGCGAUUCUCGCGGUUUGAUAGCCUCUUCAUUGUCCACUUCAUCCACUCCAUUGAUUCCAAUCAAGUCCCGGAAACCGGCCGAAUACCUCUAUGGCAAACUUAAUGUUAAGGAAUUCGUACAAAAAUUAUCGGCCAUAGGGAUCCAAGAUGCUCGCGUAGAAGAACUCUCCAAAGGAUGCUCCAUUAUUAAUUUGGAAAGCGAGGAUACUCUUAUUCAAGUGGAAGAGUCGCAAACCCAUAUUUUGAGCCACGAUGAAACCGCCAAGGACAAAGAUUUGAAUCGACAAAGAAUUAGGGAUCUUUUGCUUGGGUGUUUGAAUAAAUUCUGAUCGACGG
Molecule: messenger RNA, 2176 nt
Organism: Tigriopus californicus
Lineage: Eukaryota; Metazoa; Arthropoda; Copepoda; Harpacticoida; Harpacticidae
Gene: IntS9
Product: integrator complex subunit 9-like
Exons: 9
Coding region: 130-2169 (679 amino acids)
Biological process (GO): snRNA processing
Cellular component (GO): integrator complex
Source: RefSeq, a predicted model, not a curated record